Molecule: messenger RNA, 3907 nt
Organism: Pungitius pungitius (ninespine stickleback)
Lineage: Eukaryota; Metazoa; Chordata; Actinopteri; Perciformes; Gasterosteidae
Gene: trpv4
Product: transient receptor potential cation channel, subfamily V, member 4
Exons: 17
Coding region: 233-2854 (873 amino acids)
Biological process (GO): calcium ion import across plasma membrane; actin filament organization; osmosensory signaling pathway
Cellular component (GO): plasma membrane; cilium
Molecular function (GO): protein binding; calcium channel activity
Source: RefSeq, a predicted model, not a curated record
GUUCGCCGCUGGAGGGACACUGGGAUUUGGUCAAAGCAUUUCGUGUUAACCCGAGGAGGCAAAGAGAGAAGCGCUCAGUGCCUCACAGAGAAAAUACGAGGGAACAGAGCUGCGGACCAGUUUAUGAGUGAAGGAAUAAGAUCAACAGAUUGGAUCAAGGACGCCCACAUGCUUCAGCAUAAUUUCCAGUUUCCCCUGAAGAGGAAUUUGGCACACCAUUGUGAUAAAAGGGAUGAAUGAGGGCCGUUCUGCUCUCUUCAGAAGGUGCCACCUUGCUUUGUCCAAGGCCGACACCCUUGGUUCGGUUCCUGGCGAAAAUGCUGCCUCUGUGGACUGUGGGGAUGGCGCGGCCCCUCACCCCGAGAGCGACGCAGCACUCGGCCUCUCCGAGCUCUCUCACUUGUUUGAGAGCGACGACGGCGUCCCGUCGGCUCAAGACACGAGUGGCGGGUCGGCCCCGGAGCUGGCGCAGCCCGGCCUGCCGGCGGAGGGCAGACAGAACCUGCGGAUGAAGUUCCAGGGUGCUUUCAGGAAGGGCAUUUCCACCCACAUGGACCUAUUGGAGUCCACGAUAUACGAGUCAAAUGUGGUUCAGGGUCCUAAGAAAGCCCCCAUGGACUCGCUCUUUGACUAUGGCACCUGCAGGAACACCAGUAACCAGAAGCGACGCAGGAAGAAGCUCCCGAGAGGUAAAACUGAGACAUCCUGUGAUGACGGUCAAAGUUCGGACCAGCCAAAAGUAGUGAAGAUAUUCAACCGCUCCCUCCUCUUCGACGCCGUGUCACGUGCAGACCCCGAGGCUCUCGAGGGCCUGUUGGAGUACCUGCAGAGUCACGAAAAGAGGUUAACGGAUGAGGAGUUCAAAGAGUUGUCCACGGGUAAGACUUGUCUGCCUAAAGCCCUGUUGAACCUUUACGGGGGGCAGAACGUCACCAUCCCACUGCUGGUGGACGUAGCGGAGAAGACCGGAAACCUCAGAGAGUUCAUAAACACGCCCUUCCGGGAUGUCUACUACAGAGGCCAGACGGCCCUCCACAUUGCUAUAGAGCGACGCUGUAAGCAGUAUGUGGAGCUCAUGGUGGAGCAUGGAGCGGAUGUUCACGCCCAGGCGAGGGGCCGCUUCUUCCAGCCCAGGGACGAGGGAGGCUACUUCUACUUUGGCGAGCUGCCUCUCUCUCUGGCUGCGUGCACUAACCAGCCCAACAUAGUGCACUACCUGACCGAGAAUCCGCACAAGAAGGCCGACCUGCGGCGCCAGGAUUCCCGGGGAAACACGGUGCUGCACGCUCUGGUGCACAUUGCGGACAACACCAAAGACAACACCCGUUUCCUCACAAAGAUGUACGACCUGCUGCUAAUCAAGAGUGCCAAGCUCUACCCGGACUGCAACCUGGAGACAGUGUUCAACAACGAUGGCAUGUCCCCCCUCAUGAUGGCUGCCAAACUGGGCAAGAUCGGGGUUUUUCAGCACAUUAUCCGACGUGAGAUCAAAGACGAUGAAGUUCGCCAGCUGUCACGCAAGUUUAAGGACUGGGCAUACGGGCCAGUGUACUCCUCCCUCUACGAUCUGUCGUCCCUGGAUACAUGUGGAGAGGAACCGUCUGUGCUGGAAAUCCUGGUCUACAACAGCCGCAAUGAGAACCGCCAUGAGAUGCUGGCAGUGGAGCCCAUCAAUGAGCUGCUGAGGGCCAAAUGGCAGAAGUUUGCUGCAGUCACCUUUUAUAUCAGUGUGGUUUCCUACCUCAUCACCAUGAUCAUCUUCACCCUGGUGGCUUAUUAUCAUCCGACGCAGGGGACGCCUCCGUACCCUUACACAACAUCCUCUGACUACCUGCGCAUGGCAGGAGAGAUUCUCACCUUGGCAUCAGGAAUUUUCUUCUUCCUCACCAAUAUUAAGGACCUCUUUUUGAAGAAGUGCCCUGGGGUGAAGUCUUUAUUUAUGGAUGGAUCAUUUCAACUGCUGUUCUUCAUCUACUCUGUACUGAUCGUAGUCACAGCUGCUCUCUACCUGUCGGGCAUUGAAGCCUACGUGUCUGUGAUGGUAUUUGCACUUGUCCUGGGCUGGAUGAACACUCUUUACUUCACCAGAGGCCUGAAGCUCACUGGAACCUACAGUAUCAUGAUACAGAAGAUUCUUUUUAAAGACCUUUUCAGAUUUCUGCUGGUGUACGUUCUCUUCAUGAUUGGAUAUGCCUCAGCCCUGGUGUCCCUGCUGACAAUGUGCCCUCCACCAGGCACAGAGUGCGAGGGGGGCUGUCCCACCUACCCCAAAUGCAGGGACCCAGAUACUUUCAGUGCUUUCCUACUGGACCUCUUUAAGCUGACUAUUGGGAUGGGAGAAUUGGACAUGAUUCACAGUGCACAGUAUCCGGCAGUCUUCCUCAUCCUGUUGGUCACUUACAUCAUCCUAACUUUUGUCCUGCUGCUAAACAUGUUGAUCGCGUUGAUGGGGGAGACCGUGGGACAGGUGUCAAAGGAGAGCAAGAAGAUCUGGAAGCUUCAGUGGGCAACGACCAUCUUGGACAUCGAACGCUCUUUUCCGGUGUGCCUUCGCAAGUCUUUCCGAGCCGGGGAGAUGGUGACUGUGGGAAAGAGCUGGGAUGGCACACCGGACCGCCGCUGGUGCUUCAGGGUGGAUGAGGUGAACUGGUGCCACUGGAAUCAGAACCUUGCAAUAAUCAACGAGGAUCCAGGCAAGAACGAGGUCUGCCAAGCCAAUGGGUUGCAGCAGGGUGUCAGAGCCUUGCGGAGAGAUCGCUGGUCCACAGUGGUUCCGCGGGCGGUGGAGUUGAGCAAAGGGCCGCGGCCUCGUGAUCUGGCGAUAGAGAUGGAGCCGCUGACGCCCAGGCACUGACGCCUGCAGAAGAGUAGAGCACUCUUUCUUACAAAGAGAAGUGAGCAGUGAGAUCAGCAAUCAAUAGCUACUAAUUUGCACCGAUUAUACGGAUAUAUGGAUUUUGUUCAGAAAAGGCAAAGUAAAUAUUACAGUAAUACAGAGGACUGAGCACACAAAAACACUGAAUGUACAAUGUCUUAAAGAAACCGUCAACAUGUUUUUUUAAUAACUAACAGAAGUAUAGUUACUGCAGCCAAACAAAUUCAAUUCAAUUCAAUUCAUUUUAUUUUGUAUAGCCCAAAAUCGCAAAUUACAAAUUUGCCUCAGAGGGCUUUACAGUCUGUACACAUGCAACAUCCUCUGUCACAAAAGCUUUGAUAGAAAUGCCAUUACCGAGAUAGUCACAAUGGGAGGUACUGCGUCUGCAAAUCAUUGCAAUAAUAAUAAAUAUUGAUGAGGUUAUAGUACAUUUUGAUUUUAUUUGCUUCUUGUACAGCAAGUACAUUCAAGAGGUCCCUAAAUGAGAUUAUAUCAUACAUAGCAAUUUGUCAUUAUUGUUUAUUGUUCAAUAUAUGUGUGUUUAAUGUAUAAAGACAGGAAAAAUGCAUUUUGCUAAUUUUUUUUAUACUAAUCCAAUAGUUUUUAAAAUCUCAGCGAGUUGUUGCACUGGCUCAGUCAGUGCAUCUUUCAUUUCAUUGGAAACAAUGCAGUAUGCCAAUUUCUGAUGUGUGCAUUAUUGUAUGAACACAAUGACAUUGUUCUGAACAAGAUGGGCAUGAUGAGCAGGUUAUAGUUGUGAAGCAAAUAUGCAAAUGCGAGACAAUAGCCUUCCGUGUUACGGUUUGUCUUUGAAUUUGCAGUUAUUGUUCCUUUGCAGCUGGGGCAUUUGCAUAAUCAACUCUCAGGCCUGGCUAUUAUGUGCUUCCCCCUGUUUGCUGCGAUGUUUUAUUGCAAUUGGCUCCCUGCCCUAUAUAGCACCUUGUUUAUGCCCUACUACUGUAUGUAUACAUGUUUUUUCUGUUCUUGUACUACAUGGCAGGGUUUGAUUAAGAGCAACAACCGUAUACAGUU